Dermacentor silvarum is the source of this 6701-nucleotide messenger RNA. It is a transcript of the gene Agps, whose product is annotated as alkyldihydroxyacetonephosphate synthase, peroxisomal-like. Gene Ontology annotation, molecular function: alkylglycerone-phosphate synthase activity; FAD binding. Bases 1 to 2031 code for a protein of 676 amino acids. NCBI's taxonomy places the organism in Eukaryota, Metazoa, Arthropoda, Arachnida, Ixodida, Ixodidae. Gene Ontology annotation, biological process: lipid biosynthetic process. The record is from RefSeq and is a predicted model, not a curated record. The transcript is spliced from 18 exons.
AUGGCGGCUAAGGAGCGACUGGACACCAUUCGCAAGCACCUCCAGGGAGCCGGUAACGAGUCGAGCGACGAUGCACGCUCCCAGAACGGCGCCGCCGCUGCAAAGGGCGUCUGCCCCACCGCGCCGGUUGCUAGAACCACCACGAUUCCGAGACGAAGUUCAUGUGCUUACUUAAAACUUUGGCUCAACAGAUACAAGAUUGGAAACAAGGUGCUGCCUCACUUCAAGGCCUGGGUCGAGUCAGCGCUGGGUGUCGACCUCAAUGUCCUCAUUCCAUCGCAGGAGCCCAUAAAAAGCACCAAGUCCUCUCUGCAAGGCUCCUCCAUCGUGGCCAUUAACCCUGUCCACAAGUGUGUCAGGCCGCCCCCUUCGGACCAGGACCUUCCGCCCCCCAUCAUCAACGAGCCAUUCCUCGAGGAAGUUCGUCGUGCUGGCAUCUCCUACUCGGUUGAUGGCCAAGACAGACUUUUCAGGGCGCAUGGUCACACCAUGCGAGAAAUCUUCAUACUGCGUGAAGGUUCUUUUGCUCGAAUUCCUGACUUGGUCGUCUGGCCACUGUGCCAUGAAGACGUCGUCAGCCUCGUGUCAUUGGCUUCACAGCACAACGUUGUGAUCAUUCCUUUCGGAGGUGGCACAAGUGUGUCGGGUGCCCUUGAAUGCCCAGCCGGAGAGACGAGGAUGAUCGUGUCGCUGGACACAUCUCAGAUGAACCGCAUCUUGUGGGUGGACAAGGUGAACAUGACCGCGAACAUCGAGGCUGGUAUCAUUGGCCAAGACCUGGAGAGACAGCUGGCAGAGCAUGGCCUGUGCACGGGCCACGAGCCAGACUCGUAUGAGUUCAGCUCACUCGGCGGUUGGGUGGCAACGCGGGCGUCUGGCAUGAAGAAGAAUGUGUACGGCAACAUUGAGGACCUGGUGGUACAUGUGCGCCUGGUCACGCCCAGCGGCACGGUCGAGCGCAGCUGCCAGGUGCCCCGGAUCUCCUCCGGCCCCGACGUUCACCACUUCGUGCUUGGGUCAGAAGGCACUUUGGGCGUGGUGACCCAGGUGGUACUGAAGGUGCGACCGUUGCCGCAGUGCCAGCGCUAUGGCUCCAUCGUCUUCCCCACUUUCGAGCCGGGCGUCGCCUUCCUGCAGGAGAUCACCCGACAAAACAUUCGUCCGGCCUCGAUACGCCUCAUGGACAAUCAGCAGUUUGUCUUUGGGCAAGCACUCAAGCCCGAGCCAACCUCACUUCUCGCACCACUGUGGGACGGCUUCAAGAAGUUCUACGUGACGCGCGUCAAGGGCUUCAAUCCAGAGAAGAUCUGCGUGACCACUCUGCUCUUUGAAGGCAACAAGCAGGACGUUGACAUGCAAGAGAGGCGAGUGUACGAGAUUGCGGCCAAGUACGGCGGCUUGGCUGCUGGCGAAGAGAAUGGCCUGCGGGGAUACAUGCUGACUUUUGUCAUCGCCUACAUCAGAGACUUGGGCAUGGACUUCAGUGUUGUCGCCGAAUCAUUCGAGACGUCGGUACCAUGGGACAGGGUGGUGGACCUGUGCCGCAACGUCAAGGACGUCAUCAUGCGAGAGUCUCGCAACCACGGGGUGUCACUACCUCCUCUGUCCUCGUGUCGCGUGACACAGACGUACGAUGCGGGGGCCUGCGUCUACUUCUACUUCGCCUUCAACUACUCCGGGGUCGCUGACCCCGUGCACGCGUACGAGGAGAUCGAGGCCGCAGCGAGGGAAGAAAUCCUGGCUUGUGGAGGCAGCAUUUCCCACCAUCAUGGAGUUGGCAAGAUCCGAAAGCGCUGGCUCGAGCAAACAAUAUCAAGCACGGGCUUGCAGAUGCUCCGAGCCGUGAAGCACAGCGUCGACCCAGCAGAACAUCUUCGCCAGUGGCAAUCUGGCAAUGUGAAGUCAAUGAACAAAAGGACUCUGCUUCUUUCAGAAGCGUUCUCGCAGAAAGGGCUCACACUUGGGGGGGGCCACAUCGUCCCUGGAGCAGCCGACUGGCUAGGAAGCCAGCUUCUUCGGACAGUUUUGUAAAGGGCAUUAGGGUGAACUGUUGAUUGAGCAAUGUCACAAAGGGGUGGAAGAAAGAGACCACUAGGAAAAAAAAAAAAAAAGAAUCGAUGGAAUAUAUUUCACUGGGGCAUCUUUGUGAGCAAGUUGGUGAAAUUCUGUUAAGGUACUGUUAUACUCUGGUGUUCCUGGUACGGGCGAUCGCGUCUGCCGGCACCGGUUGCAUUGGCCCAAUUGCGCAACUGCUGGCCAGAAAUUAGGCUUCUUACACUUCGGCCGGCUACAACUACUCUGAUGACACGCCUUGUUGCCCAGCGACCGCGGCCUGUGCGUAGACGGCAACCGCCACAGCGUAUGCACCCGCUGUGAGAUCGCGUCUGUUCGAACAUUUUGCGAAUUGCAGGCCUUGUCGCCAAGUUCAUUAGCGUCUGCCGGUGAGGGUGUACACUGCAUUCUGGGGAAAAUGCAUCGGCGUUCGGCAUCAAAGUAGAGCACAUUCAACCUCCGCACUGCCGGCGUCCAAGCACAUCCAGUGCCACUGGUCGCAUUCAUUGCAUUGGCAUAGCAGAUUGUAGAGCCAUCUCGUCGAUGCAAUGUUGCCUUGGCAAGCACGCACGCUCGUGCUGAGUUGGAGUAUAACAGAGCCUUGAGCAUGAUUGACUGUGUAUAUUAGCACGAACCACACAAGGAUAGAUGGACAGGACGAGUGCAGGCUACCAACUGAGUUUAAUUUCUGCUUGAAUGCAUUAGUGACACUUCGAUAUUGCUGCAUGGCUCAGAGAUAACCUUCCUUGGUUGCUGUGCUGCUUAUUGAUGUGUCCUUUCGCCUUCUGUCUGUGCAAGCGCAAUACAAAGUGCGCCAGUGCAUGUAUAUUGUGAAAAAACGCAGGAUAUUAAGAUCGGAUGGUAGUUUUAUGGUUGACCUGUCCAAGUUUCUUUUUGCGGUUUGUGUUUACAUGUACAGUCAGUCACGCUAACAAAGUGGUGGAACUUUUCUGUGUGUUUUUUUUUUUUAGUCGAGGUCUCAGUGAUACUCGAAAAACAAUGUUGGUAGUCGCUUACCGAUUUUCAGCAGUGUGGUGGGUCAUCCCAAAGUUGCAAUGGGUCAUGGCUGGACCUGUUGGAGGUUAGCAAAACUGCUGUUUAUGCCAAAGGAAAUCGCCAUCAAUUCACCAUCAAAUUCCGCUGUGUUGUUCAAUUCUGUCAUCUUGGCGUUUUGAGCCACUCGGCUCAAAGAUGGCAAAUUCGUGGGAAAUUCUGACGAGGUGGCCAAUGCCGACAAUAUGGCAGAAUUUAACAGUGUCCAGAUGAAAUAGUUUAUCUCGGCACUGCAGCUUCUGUCUUUGACCAAUUUCUGUCAUAUAUUCGACAUCUUUCUCGAAGUUGGCUGGACCUUUGGACAGUUGUGCACUUCUGUCAUGUAGCUCGUGUGAGGCAUGUUGGCAUAGCAUGUGUGAAAGUUGUCAAGGUUUGUUUCUUUAGUGGUUCAUUGUGUUUUAAGUUGAUAAUUUCAUUUAACAAUUAUCGCAGAUUAAAUGGUACUGGGGAGGCAUCACGUGUUUUGUACAUUUUUUUUUAUAGUGUGUUUUCUGCCUGUGUGGUCAAGCGUUUCUUAUAAAACCAGGUGGUCUGCGCUUGUGCAAUAUUUUCAGCAAGCAACGUUUAGGAGGUAAGGGUAGUUUCUCAGGCUACAGACAUUUGGCAGAAAUCUGGAACUUGGCUUCCCUGCAAAGCUAUACCUGCAAAACAGUCCUUUUCAAUCCAAUCGGUAGGUCUCAUGCACAGGUUCACUUCAGCAUUCCUUUUAAAAAAAUGAAAGAGGCAUACUGUCUAGCCUCAACAAAUGGAUUACGCUUCUCAAUACUUUGAUCUCUGAUGGUUAAUGUUCCUGUUUUGAGUCUGUUCAGAGGGUGGGGUGUCUUUUCUAAAAAGAAAAGAGUGGAUGGCAGCUUUUUCUGAGAAACAGGUCCUCAACAGAACUCUAUUUCUCAAUUUUUGGUUUGCAGCAAUGCAACAUUGACCAACACCUCCAUAAUUGUGACUUUCUCCCUAAGCACUCUGAGCAAAAAUGUAGCCUUUAUCGUUGCGGGACAGCCGACUUACAGAAUUUUGCCGAUCAUCUCUUCAUUUAAUAAUGUGUCUCUGGUUCGACAGCCAUCUUUCGUGAUUUGAGGGAUGCAAUAUAUAAAUGCGUUGCGGAAUCUUGUAGCAACUCAGUGGUGUUGAGCCGUUUGUAAAGCCUGCAUUGGUUACCACACAUGUGGCCCAAAAUUCGUUUGUUAAAUCGCGGAAGCUUACUGUUACAGGAAUACAUAGAGUGACUGUGCUUCCAGUGUUGUCCGGUUACAAAGGGAAUUUCAUUUUCUUUUGCCAUAGAAAGGAAGGGUGGGGGGGGAGGGGUAGCUUUGGAGGUUGCAACUUCAGUAAUUUUUUUUUUUUUAGCUUUGUAGAAAAUAACGCAGCAGUAACAGUAGUUUUAAUGUUCCUGCUUACCAGAAUUCUAAAUCUGAUAGUGCAGUCAUGCUUGUUAAACAAGAUUCACACAACAGACAGAAUUGCUGAUUCAACUGAGCUCAGUGACAUUAAACCACGCUGGGAGCAGCUAAUGUGAAACACCGUUAAUUGCUGUCUAAUUAAUUAGGAUGGGCUAAGAUAAGCUAGCCUUCCAGCAUGGCAGUGCAUUUAUGUAAAGGUAGGUAUGUACCUAGAUGGCUGCGUACAUGUUAAGUGUGUUUGAUGAGGUGCUAAAAACAGCAUUUUUCACCGGCAUACAGUAUGCAACAAAACGCUAGCAUGUGCAAUGGGGAGUUUGUAUUAGCUUGAAUGUCCGACAGUAGUGCAGCAAAUGCGAAACAUGGUUAAUUGAGCGUAAAGGUGUCACGGCACCUAAUUUUUUAGCUUGUACUAUGUAUUAAAUGUUAAACCGUACACGUUCCACAGCAAGUAGGCAACAUUUGAGUGCAUUCGGUGCAUUUCUUUGGCGCAGUUGAAUCAUGCAACAGUCUCGUAACAUUUGACAGGGGACGAAAUUAAUGAUCGUGGUCAAUGUGCAUGGAAACAUGAUUGGUGGUCAUCUGGGUGGUCAGCCCAAGAGUUUCUACGGCUCCCAUACUUGAUGUUGCACGAGCCAAGCAAGAAUGAAGGUUUCUAUCAGUGGGAAGGGCUUGGAGACAUCGAUUUGCGAUUGAAAUGUUGGAUUAAAAUGUGUGUUGAGAGUGCAGUUUUCUUUUUUUUGUGUGUGCCUUUGUGUCUUGCCAUACUGCCACCUCUGGUCUCACUUAGAAGCACAAACUGGGAAUAGUUUGACAACCAUGGCAAUAGCCCAUUUAAAGGAUUACUGACGCAAGUAUUCUCUUGCAUCUUUUUUUCCUUGCUUUAUUCUUAUUUCCUUUAAGAUGCAUGUCUCUUCACACUUUGUAGUCAUUAGCAUUUACCAAGGUUUGCAGUCGUUCGGGUCAGUAUCUUUUUAACACAUUUUGGGCGAAAUAGAUCUCGCACCAGCUUAUCGCAAUAUUGUGUCGCCGAUCUCUACAGGACCAGGCAAUAGUUGACGCUAGAAUACUCACUGUUGCUUACUCGGGAGCUGUAUCAAGUAACAAUUCUUCUCAUUAUCCAUUCUUUUUGUCCUUCGUCAUUGGCUGGCGCAAGUCGAAGCCUCAGUUGUCAUCAUUAUUGACCAAUCACUGCAACGUGCGAUAACAAAUUAAUAGAUGGGAAGGAAAAUAAUCCUUGCAUAAUACGGCCUCUGGUUAGUCGGUGCAGCCCUUGGUUAGCCACCCAGCCAUAGCUGGGUGACCAAGAUAUUGUAGCAUAUAUUUUUUUUUUUUUCAAGUGCAGGUGCAAUUUUUGCUUUCAAGUAGUAGUCUCAUAGCCAAAUGAUCAAACCAUGGAGUUUCAUACAAAUACUAGAGGGAAAACGGGUGUUGCAGUAGAUCCAGCCACUGUGAGGCUGAUUGAAAGUGUGGCCUCGGAUUGGCACCUGUAGACUCGUGUGCUGCCGUAUGGAUUCAGUUCUGCAUCUCUGCAAGAUUUAUUUCGCUUCUAAUUUUCUUGUGUCUUGGUAGUUGAGACAAAACUGUGCAGAAUUAAGCACAUUUUGAUGUUAUAGAUAGUCUUCCAUGCAACCAUUUAAUAAUGGUACGCUGGCACUGCCAUUGGUUGUGAGCAUCAAUGAACGCACAGGCGAUUGGAGUUUGUGAAGACUUGCAACACUGUUUAUGAAUGUUCUGUCAUUUCUAGGGAUAAAUUUUGUACACAAUGUUUUAGUUGCGUGCUGUGGCGUGUUUCUUGCCAGGUGCAUUUAUACAGCCAUAUUCUCAUCGUGGUAAGUGACCAGCCAAAAGAGGCUGACACUUGUGGUGAAUGCUGCGCCCAUAAGUGCACUACGUAAGCACAGCCAUUCACAGCUAGCUACUUCAUGCUCAUAUUGCUAGUGCCACCUUUCCCUUUAGACUUAGCUUUUGAAAUUCUUAUGUAUGAAGUGCUGUGUAGUGUCAAUUUAUCGUUUCUUUGUGGCAGUGAAUGUAUGGUGAGCACGCGAGUAUGUACAGCAGGGUUGAGCACUGUCAGAGAAAAGGUAGCCACACAUGCUGGUACACAAGCUGAAACUGCUGCAGGUCUUUGCAUUGCCUUGUUUUUUAUGUGCGAGUAUUUUUGUCGAUGAUUGUGUGAAUAAAUCGGUUUUGACAUUCCCA